AUGAACAGCAAGAGAAGAUGUGCUAUAAAGAUCAGGAUGAGUGAGGAGGACAUCGUCGAGGGUGAAGUUAACGAGGGAGUUAUCGGUUAUUUCGAUGGUUUUACCGGGGAGGAGAGUACUACUGCAUGGUGUGAAGGUUGUGAAGAAGAUGAGUGUGAUGAUGAGGAAAUGAGGAUAGUAGUUGGUGUUUUCCAUGGAAGAGGGAGAAUGGGAGAGAAAAAGAGAGAGAGAGAUAUUUGUGUUCUUGGGUUUGUUUUCUUGGUUUUGGAUGAAGGAGAAUGA
Molecule: messenger RNA, 282 nt
Organism: Vicia faba (fava bean)
Lineage: Eukaryota; Viridiplantae; Streptophyta; Magnoliopsida; Fabales; Fabaceae
Source: the annotation of a GenBank genome assembly